This is a messenger RNA of Carlito syrichta (Philippine tarsier), 3675 nucleotides long. RefSeq names its product nitric oxide synthase 2 (gene NOS2). The transcript has 28 exons. NCBI's taxonomy places the organism in Eukaryota, Metazoa, Chordata, Mammalia, Primates, Tarsiidae. The record is from RefSeq and is a predicted model, not a curated record. Bases 177 to 3638 code for a protein of 1153 amino acids. Gene Ontology annotation, biological process: nitric oxide biosynthetic process. Gene Ontology annotation, molecular function: nitric-oxide synthase activity; heme binding; calmodulin binding.
CCGUUGGUGAGGGGACUGGGCAGUUACAGACAGUUCUGAAACUCUCAAGGCACAGGUCUCUUCCCUGUUUGUGUGUCCCUACCCUGCAGAGGUGGUGCGGCCAGCUGCAAGCCCCACAGUGAAGAACCAUCCACGUUUAAAUCCAGACAAGCGAUCUACUUUGCAAAGUCACAGAGAUGGCCUGUCCCUGGAAGUUUCUGUUCAAACCCCAAUUCUACCAGGAUGCAGUGAUUGAGGAAAAAGACAUCAACAACAACGUGGGGAAAGCUCCCUAUGGUAUCUUCAGUCCAGCGACACAGGAUGACCCCAAGAGUCAGAACCUUGGCAAGCCCCAGAAUGAGACCCUCCAGUCCCUCACAGGAACGGGAAAGAAGUCUCCAGAAUCCCCAGUCAAGCAGAAUGCGCUUCCAGUGGCCUGCCCACAGCAUGUGAGGAUCAAAAACUGGGGCAACGGGAUGACUUUCCAAGAUACACUUCACCACAAGGCCAAAGGGACCUUCACUUGCAAGGCCAAAUCUUGCCUGGCGUCCAUCAUGUUUUCCAAGAACUUGACCAGAGGACCCAGGGACAAGCCUACCCCUCCAGACGAGCUUCUACCUCAAGCCAUCGAAUUUGUCAACCAGUAUUACAGCUCCUUCAAAGAGGCAAAAAUAGAGGAACAUCUGGCCAGGGUGGAAGCGGUAACAAAGGAGAUAGAAACAACAGGAACCUACCAGCUGACGGGAGAUGAGCUCAUCUUUGCCACCAAGCAGGCCUGGCGCAACGCCCCCCGCUGCAUCGGGAGGAUCCAGUGGUCCAACCUCCAGGUCUUCGACGCCCGCAACUGUUCCACCGCCCGGGAAAUGUUUGAACACAUCUGCAGACACCUGCGUUAUGCCACCAACAACGGCAACAUCAGGUCGGCCAUCACCGUGUUCCCCCAGCGGAGUGAUGGGAAGCACGACUUCCGGGUCUGGAAUGCUCAGCUCAUCCGGUACGCCGGCUACCAGAUGCCCGAUGGCACCAUCCGAGGGGACCCUGCCAACGUGGAGUUUACCCAGCUGUGCAUCGACUUGGGCUGGAAGCCCAAGUAUGGCCGCUUCGAUGUGGUGCCCCUGGUCCUGCAGGCUGACGGCUGUGACCCGGAGGUCUUUGAAAUCCCACCCGACCUUGUGCUCGAGGUGGCCAUGGAGCAUCCCAAGUACGAGUGGUUUCGGGAGCUGGACCUGAAGUGGUACACCCUGCCUGCGGUGGCCAACAUGCUGCUCGAGGUGGGUGGCCUCGAGUUCCCGGGGUGCCCCUUCAAUGGCUGGUACAUGGGCACAGAGAUCGGAGUCCGGGACUUCUGUGAUGUCCAGCGCUACAACAUCCUGGAGGAAGUGGGCAGGAGAAUGGGCCUGGAGACGCACAAGUUGGCCUCCCUCUGGAAGGACCAGGCUGUCGUGGAAAUCAACAUCGCCGUGCUCUAUAGUUUUCAGAAGCAAAACGUGACCAUCAUGGACCACCACUCGGCCGCAGAGUCCUUCAUGAAGUACAUGCAGAAUGAAUACCGGUCACGCGGGGGCUGCCCAGCCGACUGGAUUUGGCUGGUCCCUCCCAUUUCUGGAAGCAUCACCCCCGUGUUUCACCAGGAGAUGCUGAACUAUGUCCUGUCCCCAUUCUACUACUACCAGGUGGAGGCCUGGAAAACCCACGUCUGGCAGGAUGAGAAGCGGAGGCCCAGGAGAAGAGAGAUUAAAUUCAAAGUUUUGGUUAAAUCUGUACUCUUUGCCUGCAUGCUGAUGCACAAGGCCAUGGUGUCCCGAGUGAGAGCCACGAUCCUCUUUGCGACAGAGACGGGAAAAUCCGAAGCGCUGGCCAGGGACCUGGGGGCCUUGUUCAGCUGUGCCUUCAACCCCAAGGUCCUCUGCAUGGACGAGUACAAGCUGAACAGCUUGGAGGAGGAGCAGCUGCUGCUGGUGGUGACCAGCACUUUCGGGAACGGAGACUGCCCUGGCAACGGAGAGAAACUGAAGAAAUCCCUCUUCAUGCUAAAAGAGCUCACUAAUAAAUUCAGGUACGCCGUGUUUGGCCUCGGAUCCAGCAUGUACCCUCAGUUCUGCGCCUUUGCUCAUGACAUCGACCAGAAGCUGUCCCACCUGGGAGCCUCUCAGCUCACCCCAAUAGGGGAAGGGGAUGAGCUCAGUGGACAGGAGGACUCCUUCCGCACCUGGGCUGUGCUAACCUUCAAGGCAGCCUGUGAGGUGUUUGACGUCCCAGGAAAGCAGCACAUUCAGAUUCCCAAGCGCUACACCUCCAAUGUGACGUGGAACCCACACCACUACAGGCUCGUGCAGGACUCACAGCCUCUGGACCUCAACAAAGCCCUCAGCAGCAUGCAUGCCAAGAAUGUGUUCACCAUGAGGCUCAAAUCUCUGUGCAACCUGCAGAGUCCGAAAUCCAGCCGUGCUACCCUCCUGGUGGAACUCUCCUGUGAGGACAGCCGAGGCCUGAACUACCUGCCCGGGGAGCACCUUGGUGUUUUCCCAGGCAACCAGCUGACCCUGGUCCACGGCAUCUUGGAACGAGUGGUGGAUGGCCCUGCGCCCCACCAGACCGUGCACCUGGAGGCCCUGGAUGAGAGCGGCAGCUACUGGGUCCAUGACAAGAGGCUACCCGCCUGCUCCCUCAGCCAGGCCCUCACCUACUUUCUGGACAUCACCACCCCCCCAACCCCGCUGUUGCUUCAGAAGCUGGCCAAGCUGGCCACAGAAGAGACUGAGAGGCAGAGGCUGGAAACCCUGUGCCAGCCCUCAGAGUACAGUGCAUGGAAGCUCGCCAACAGCCCCACGUUCCUGGAGGUUUUGGAGGAGUUCCCGUCUUUGCGGGUGUCUGCGGGUUUCCUGCUCUCCCAGCUCCCCAUCCUGAAGCCCCGGUACUACUCCAUCAGCUCUUCCCGGGACCGCACCCCCACGGAGGUCCACCUCACCGUGGCCGUGGUCACCUACCGCACCCAAGAUGGCCAGGGUCCCCUGCACCACGGCGUCUGCAGCACAUGGCUCAGCAGCCUGAAGCCCCAGGACCCAGUGCCCUGCUUUGUGCGAAGCGCAAGCGGCUUCCAGCUCCCCGAGGACCCUUCCCAUCCUUGCAUCCUCAUCGGGCCUGGCACGGGUAUCGCCCCCUUCCGCAGUUUCUGGCAGCAGCGGCUCCAUGACUCCAAGCACAAGGGGCUCCGGGGUGGCCGCAUGACCCUGGUGUUCGGGUGUCGCCGCCCAGACGAGGACCACCUCUAUCAGGAGGAGAUGCGAGAGAUGGCCCGCGAGGGGGUGCUGAGUGAGGUGCACACAGCCUACUCCCGCCAGCCUGGCCAGCCCAAGGUCUAUGUUCAGGAUGUCCUGCGGCAGAAGCUGGCUGGCGAGGUGUUCCGCGUCCUCCUGGAGGAACCGGGCCACCUCUACGUCUGUGGGGACGUGCGCAUGGCCCGCGACGUGGCCCACACCCUGAAGCAGCUGGUGGCCACCAGGCUGAGCCUGAGCGAGGAGCAGGUUGAGGACUAUUUCUUCCACCUCAAGAGCCAGAAGCGCUAUCACGAAGAUAUCUUUGGUGCUGUAUUUCUUCAUGGGAUGAAAAAGGACAGGGCCGCGGGGCAGCCCAGCAACCUAGAGAAGAGAGUGCUCUGAUGGCCACAGAAGUGACAGCUGUCGGCACAGAACCUGG